UAGCUACACAUACACAUACGCAAGCCCGAAGCCAGACCGCGAGGCCACCACUACUCGCGCGGACAGCACACUGCACACGCACGCAGGCCACCGCCACGAGCACGGCGAGGAUGGCCGCGGCCGGGGCCGGAGGAGAGGACGGGCAGCUGAAGGUGCUGGGUGCGUGGCCGAGCCCGUUCGUGAACCGCGUGCGCAUGGCGCUGCACCUCAAGGGCCUGGAGUACGAGAACGUGGAGGAGGACCUCGCCGACAAGAGCGAGCUGCUCCUCGCCUCCAACCCCGUCCACAAGAAGGUCCCGGUCCUCCUCCACGGCGGCAAGCCGGUGUGCGAGUCCCUCCUCAUCUUGGAGUACCUCGACGACGCCUUCCCCGGCGCCGGCCCGGCCGUCCUCCCCGCCGACCCCUACGACCGCGCCGUCGCCCGCUUCUGGGCCGCCUACGUCGACGGCAAGUUGCACGGCGCGAUGGUUGCGGCGCUGCUGGGGGCAACGGAGGAGGCGAGGGCGGCGGCGACGGCGGACGCGUUUGCGGCGCUGGACGCGCUGGAGGGCGCGUUGGCGGAGCGCUCCGGCGGGAAGGGAUUCUUCGCCGGCGACGCGCCCGGGUACCUGGACGUCGCGCUGGGGGGAUUCAUCGGCUGGCUGCGCGCGUGGGACAGGAUCGCCGGCGGCAUCAAGCUCCUGGACGCCGGCCGGGUCCCGCUCCUCGACGCGUGGGCGGAACGCUUUGCCGCGCUCGACGCCGCCAAGGGGGUCAUCCCGGACCCGGAGCCCAUCGCCGAGUUCGCCAAGGUGCUGCAGGCACGGUCCGCGGCUGCUGCUGCGAGCAGUUGAUACCCACGAGUGAUCGUGAACGCGGUUGCAGCUGCACCACAUAUUAAAGAUUGAGUAAUCUGUUCGUGUACCCACCGUGUUUCUUUUUCUAAAUAAUACUUCUCAUUGCCCCUUUCAAACCGUA
Molecule: messenger RNA, 957 nt
Organism: Panicum hallii
Lineage: Eukaryota; Viridiplantae; Streptophyta; Magnoliopsida; Poales; Poaceae
Product: probable glutathione S-transferase GSTU6
Exons: 2
Coding region: 111-833 (240 amino acids)
Biological process (GO): glutathione metabolic process
Cellular component (GO): cytoplasm
Molecular function (GO): glutathione transferase activity
Source: RefSeq, a predicted model, not a curated record